This is a messenger RNA of Harpia harpyja (harpy eagle), 8175 nucleotides long. It is a transcript of the gene PHAX, whose product is annotated as phosphorylated adaptor for RNA export. The transcript has 5 exons. NCBI's taxonomy places the organism in Eukaryota, Metazoa, Chordata, Aves, Accipitriformes, Accipitridae. The record is from RefSeq and is a predicted model, not a curated record. Gene Ontology annotation, biological process: snRNA export from nucleus. Gene Ontology annotation, cellular component: nucleus. Bases 68 to 1267 code for a protein of 399 amino acids.
UCGCCGCGGGCCGCGGCUGCGUCCGCCUCCGGUCCCCCCUCAGGAGUCGCCGCGCUCCGGGGGCGCAAUGGCGCUGGAGGCGCGGAGGAUGGAGGGCGACGUGGAGGACGGCGAGCUCUCCGACUCGGACUCCGACAUGCCCGGCGCCGGCUCCCCCGGGGACCCGCAGCAGAAAUCACUUGAUGGCAAUGAUUCAGGUAGACCAUUCCAGAGCAGCAUUUCAUCAUGUGCACCAAGUGUUCCUUAUCGGACAACCAAAAGCGUGGAUUCAAGUGAUGAAAGCUUUUCUGAAUCUGAUGAUGACAGCUGUCUGUGGAAACGAAAACGACAGAAAUGUUUCAACUUUCCUUCUGCUAAAUCCGAGCCUUUUCAGCUUAGCCAGAGCCACCAGAAACAAACUGCUCUAGGUGGCAAGAAGGUCAACAACAUUUGGGGUGUGGUGCUCCAGGAGCAGAAUCAGGAUGCGGUGGCUACUGAACUUGGGAUUCUGGGCAUGGAUGGUAGUAUUGACAGAAGCAGGCAAUCUGAGACUUACAAUUAUUUAUUGGCUAAAAAGCUGAUGAAGGAAGCUCAGCAAAAGGAGGCAGAGACUUUAGAUAAAGAACUGGAUGAAUACAUGCAUGAUGACAAGAAAACAUUGCCAGCAGAAGACGAUAAUGGGCAAGGCUUUCCCAAGCGGAAGAGGCCUGUAAAAGAUAGACUGGGUGAAAGACAAGAAAUGAAAUAUAAAGGAAGGUAUGAGAUAACAGAAGAAGAUUCAGAGGAAAAAGUGGCAGAUGAAAUUGCUUAUCGGCUUUGUGAGCCAAAGAAGGAUUUAAUUGCCCGAGUAGUGAAAAUAAUUGGGAAGAGAAAAGCUAUCGAACUGCUUAUGGAAACAGCUGAAGUGGAACAAAAUGGUGGACUGUUCGUAGUGAACGGCACUAGGAGAAGAACACCAGGGGGCGUUUAUUUAAACCUGCUGAAGAACACGCCUAGCAUCAAAGAAGAACAAAUCAAGGAAAUAUUCUAUCUGGAAAACCAAAAAGAGUAUGAAAACAAAAAAGCAGCUAAAAAGAGGAGAAUACAAGUUCUAGGGAAGAAGAUGAAAAAAGCCAUUAAAGGGCUUAACCUGCAAGAAUAUGAUGAUGCAUCUCGUGAGACUUUUGCUAGUGACACAAAUGAGGCUCUGGCUUCCCUGGAUGAUCUACAGGAGGGUCAUCAUGAAGCAAAGAUGGAACCUGAAGAUGUUAUUGAAAUUGAUAACACUCAUGAUUUGGAGAUCUUCUAGUUACUAAUAUUCUUGAUAACAAAGUCACUAUAAAACAUAUUAAAUGAGCCUUUGUUAUAAUCCCAUGGCUUCUUGUUUUCAUAAGCUGCAGAAACAGGAACUAUUUCAUGCUGAAGAACAUGACAUAAUUCUUAGCUAAAUUUAACAGCAUGGAAGAUGUUAAUUGUCCUAUUAAUUGUUUGCUGAGUCCUCCAAAGCUGUUAAGAUUUUUCUAGAUAACAGCUCUGCAUCACCAAGUUCCUUAGGAACUUCUUUUAUCCACAUGUUAGGUUUAGGAAUUAAGGCUAUGUUUUAACCAAAUACAUCAUAUUUAAUUUGCUGAAACUAACAUAAUCAUCAAAUAAGCGAUGCUUCUCAUUACAGUUGAACAGAAAAACAGUAUAAAGUUAGUCUUGAUAUAAAGGAUUGUGUGUUCUUAACAUGGCAGUGUAUUGACAAGAAUAGCAGUGUUUAUAGGAUUAAGACCUGUAAAAACAGAUUGGUUUGUGGAAUAAUUUUAAUAGUCAAUGACCUUUGAAUAACAAUCUUGUAAAUAAGCACUGUUGAGCAAUGUAUGUUUUAAAUUUCUGCAGCAGUCUAAUCCUUCGUAUUGUAAUAGUGGCUUGAGCUUCUUACCUGUUCUGUCUAAACUUUUUCCAUUAUUAGACACACACACAGCUUACACAAUCUUUUUGUUUGAAAACAAAUAUAACUGAGUGCUUUCUAAGUAGUGAGAUUUUAGUAAUCUGUGUUCCCCUCAAGGAUCUGUAGACUCUACGUGCAAGUAUAAACCCUUUACCUUGCAAUUCUUGCUUCCAUGCUGCUUCUUGUGUGCAUUAGGACAAAGUAAUGUGCAGCUUGCAGAAGUUCUGAAGUUUUUCUAUGCUGACUCUUAAGAAAACAAUAGUGCGCAAAAGAUGACUUUUUUACUUGAUGCAGAAGACUGUUGUGUAGUUUUUAAGUUCAGUUGAAGACAACUUUUAUGUUGAAUGUUGUUUUUAAUAUAACUGAAGAACAUGUGUGACACUGGUAUUUAUGAUGUCUAAAAUACUUGUCACUAAUAAGUUGUGUUUUCUGUGACUAGACUCUUGUUUUCCAGUAUAAUAUAUUUCUGAAAUAUUAAUGAAUUAAUUCACUUUCAAACCCAACAACAAACUUCUGCACAUAAAUUUUGUUCACCUGGAGUCCUUGGAUUUCAGAAGCAAAGCAUAUCACUAAAACACAUUAAUGAAUUUAUAACAUUGAACAAUUCAGUACUGUCAAGAGCUGGUAUUUAAAGGACUACAAUAUUUGAAGAAAGAGUUCUUAAACCUAUAGCACAUUCUAUUAUAUGUUUUACUAAAUUUAAUUGGAGUUUUGACUUUGCAUUUUUCUGUUCAUGUGCCAGAGCUCCCUAUUUUUAAGAAGUUACUCAUCAGAUGUGAAGCAUGCCUUUUCAGGUAGUAGUUGCUCUUGCUGAAAUAACAAAAGGUUUUGAUUUGUUCAUUAACUUUCCUAACAAACCUGUGAUGAUCAGAGUACUAAACUGAUAAUUCGUGUAAGCGAAACAGAAUUUUGUACUAUUUAAUUAGUUUGGGACUGUACCAUUUGAUCCUAGUUUGGAGAACUGCUUGGGAAUGUCUAAACAAUUUUCUGGAUAGAAUCAGCAAAUUUUAAUGGUAGUUUAAUUUUUUCAUUGUGAUGUAAUUUGCUGCUGAUGAGCACUGUGUAUUUUUUAAAUCUUGAUAUUUUUAAUGUUGAUUUCCCAGGUAAGGGGUACUGAAGCAAUGUGUAAAGUCUUCUCUUUAACAAAAGGAAGAGGAAGCAGACUGCCCAUUCCUUCCUUCCCAUGUCUGACUAACUGGCCUUUGCUUAUCUUCUGUUUUUUCUCUCUUUUCUAUUUUCUUUGGAACAGAGUCCUUUCAAAGGGAAGCUUGUUCAAAAUGAUGAGCAACUAGUCUUCAUUCAUAUUACACCAGCGAUUUCUUUUUCUUUACCUUUGGCAUCAGGAAGAUUGCAUUAAGCAGCACCAGGUUUUGUGUAGCACUGUAGUGGCUGCAGUCGACCUUUGGUUUAUUAGUGGAGUCGCGGCGCUGAUCCUCCCCUCUCUGCAGCCUGACACAGGCCCCUGCCCUCUUCUGUCGGAUAUGUCUGCUUGUGCUGGUGUGUGGUGGUGGUGGCCCGGCAGUGGCCACAUGGUGAGUCCGUGUGUGACAGUCUGUGUCAGCAAGCCUUGGGUUGAGCAUGGGCGGUGCUGGAGCUGAGGAGCCCAGGGCUUUGGAGUCUGGUGCUGCAGCCACCACAGUUUCCAAAGGGACUGAUGCAGUUGUACAAGGGUGAGAAAGAACAGGCUGUGACAUUCCUUUGUAUUGCUAUAGAUCUGUCUCUUUUGUCCAUAUCUGACAGGUUGCUGGAAGGUGUUGAGAGGGAUGCAGUGGUGGUCAUUUUCAUCUUCCUCAUCAAAGAGCUUUUCAUUCCUCCCUCUGUGUUUUCUUCCCCCCAAACUACUGCAAGAGUAGGAAGCAUAGGUAAGGGUAGAGGUUUCCUCUCUUAACUCCCACAUACUCAACUUGUUUAGUCUAUCCUGAGCUGAUACUUGCAGAGAUAGCAGCUCUGCGGUGCUGGUUAGUGGACUGUGUCUUGCCUGAACUGGAUUGUGUGGGCUGUGUUUUGUCUAGGAACAGAUACGCCUGGCUGUUGAGAGUUUUAGUAGCUGAUGUUUUACAGAUAAAAAUGCGAAUGUAAGAGUUGGGUUUUGUGUUCUUAAGGUUCUCUGAUCGGCAGAUGUGAUUGAGGCAUCAUGUUUACUGCAAAUGUAGACUGCAUACUGCCAGGACAAAUCUCCCCCUCCAUCCCUUAAGUUAUAGCAGGGUAAUAAGCCAUCUCUGUCUUGCCUGAAGCAGACAGUGAAGAUGAGGGAAAUGUGCUCUGGUUUGAAAACACAAAGCUUGUUUGUAACCAAAGACAUUUUUCUUCCUUGUAUCCCAAAUUCAAAUAAGAAAACAAUACUUUUUGAUAUCACAGGAAAAAAAUUUAUUAAUGAUUCGGUUUUAUAGUGGAUCAUGAAAUCAUCACUUUAAGUAUAAUUAUAGUAUUACAGGUUUUUCUUCCCCUUCCAAGUAGAUGAUCUUAUUAAAAUGUUUUUAUGUCCUCUAGGCUUAUUAACUCCUACUUGCCAACAUUCUCAAGCAGGCAUGGACUGACCUAGUGCUUACUGUGAUGCUUUGAAAAGAAGAUGUGAAGAAUAAUUUGAUUUUAAAGGUAGUGAUAGUGAGAUCAGAAAGUGUUUUUGUACUGUAUGCAGCUUAAUAGUUGUCCCAUAUUCCCAAGGUGCUGCUGGGUGUCUGGAGCAACUUGUAUUGAAUCCAGUUCCAAACGUCAAGCCAGACAGCAAUGCUUUGCUGUUCUCUCUGUACCAUCUUCAUAAUGCUAGCAGGACAUUUUAUCCUGAACCUUAUUACUGUCUAAACCGUGUCUAAAUCUUUUAUUCUGUUUUUCUUUAUUUUGCUCAUAAUUUAAAAAGAAACAAACCCAAACCUGUGACUGUGACUCCUUUGUUGUGUUAUGAGAAAUGGCUAGAGACAGGUAGUUGGCACAUGUGGGGUUAUUCGUUCUACAGAUAGGUUUGUUAAGGACUGUAUGGUUUCUGAAAGACCUACGAGGAGCCAAAGAGGGAGAGGAGGGAGAAGACAGCAAUAACAAGGUAUAAAGGUGAUGAGAAAAGUGAAGUAAAAAGAUACAUUUAUUAUGACAUGUGCUGUUAUGGAGAAGUUGAAUUCCUUGUAUUUUGUCAGAGUAAAGGUGUGGAGAGGUAGAGUAGGUAAUAAAGGAAACUCAGUUUUUCAAAAGCAUUUUUUUUCAAUCUCAUAAAACUUCGCUAUGGUAACCCUCAUUACUUUUCCCCCUUAACUUAUGCCAUCCUCUGCUGCUGCAGUUUUGACAUGGAAGUGUCUGCCAGAGGCAUUUUUUUUAAAGCUCAGUUUAUUUCAAUGUAUGGAGGAGAAUUGUAUUCAUGGCUCCAGUGAAUAUGGGCUUGGUACCCCACUCCUGUGCCUAAUUCUUACUGGUCAGCAGCAGGUCAAAGAUACAAGUCUGUUUCUGAACUACUGUGGUACUUCAGUGAUUCUGGGAAUAUCCAGUCUUAGAGCCUUUUCCAUCAUAGUUUAAGGGAUUCAAGAAUGUGGCAGAGACAAUGAUUGCAAUUUCCCAGGACCACCUCUUAGAUUCAGGAGGCAGCUGGAGAGCAUGUUGCACAGUGACAAUCUUUGCAGCAGCUGUGACCUCUUGAUGAUUUAGACCUACUGCAUCCUAUCUCAUUCAUGACCUGUCAGGCCAUAGGAAGUUCUUGCAGAACAAAUCUUCCCAAAAUUUAGUAAGGACAUAUUUGAAGCAUUCUCAUCUCCUUAUCUGCAAUACUGAUAGGUGCCACUUUUUCAGAGCUGUGGAAGGAGGAAGGAACACUCAACUGUGAUAGAUUUAAUAUGGCCCAGCCAAAUACAUUUCUAGAAUCACAAACAUCCAGACCUAAAUACUGACAAAAAUGAAAACCAUAUAUCUGAACUUGUAACAGGAGACUCUACGCACAAGUUACAUAUUCUAGAUACUGCCUUUUAGGUAACUUUGGGGGUUUGGGGUUUUUUUUUUUUGCUUGAGCAGAGAGAUUCAUUUUUCAGUUAUUUAAAAAGAAACAAAAAAUUUUUCUUAUCCUGAAAAAUUUUCCCAAAAAGAAUUUUUUUCCCCUUGAAAGAUCAUUUUGUGAUUCAGUAUAUCAGCAUUCCUGUUUAAAACAUCCUUCCUUUGAAAGGUAUUCUCAUUUUUCCCCAGAAGUCACACUUUUUUAAUUUGCCUCCUGAAUUUUUCAUUUGUUCUAUCAGGUUUUUUUCAAAUGAUAGUAGAGCUAUUUACAGUAAUUAUGUUUGUUAUUUAGUUACUACUGAUGAGUUUUGCACUGACGGCCUUCAACCACUGGAAUGUCUUUAUUAGGCAUGCAGAACUUCCUGAAAUAUAUACUGGGGCUCUGGAAGACUGUUCUUGGGCACUAGGAAGGACUUUGCCAUGGAGAAGAAAGAAAAUGCCUCCAAGAAAAAAUAGAUGCCUUGGGAAAUGUUAAUUGCUGAUAUCCUCAUACAUUCCCAUGUUUCCAGAUACUGGGCAACUAUGAUUACUCUUGCAUGCAGAAAACUCAUGACCUCCUUUUUCCUCUUAUAAACAAGCUGGAACAGUGUAGUAUGUAGUGUUUAAACGGCAUGCAACAUUGCACCAAACUCUUAUGUGGACUAUUUUGUGUACAAAGAAAAGUCAAAAAAACCUGUCUUAAUAUUGAUCUGCUGUCCUUGAUAAAGAAUAUGAGAACCCAAAAUAUUUUGGAGUCAAGAUUUUGGUGGAAAAGCAGAAUGUCCAUGUAGAUGUACAGGAGAUAGGUAGCAGCCCAAUUGACGUCUCAUUCUUUUUAAGUCCUGAUGGCUUUCUUCUAUUCCUCCUACAUCUGCUGGAAGUGACCCUAUUCAUUUUUCUUUUGUCCUUCUGGAGAUAUUAUGACCCACCUUACCUUUUUUUUUUAACUUGUUUAAGCAGUUCUAUUUCUCUGCCUAACUGAUACAUAAAUAAAAUACUCUUAACUCCUCUGUAGCAGGGAUAAAUUAUUCCCAAGCCUACUACAGUGAACUAAGAUUUUCUGAAGGACGAAUUUCUGAUCUAAAGUCCCUGACACCUUUUAAAAGAAAAUGAGACAAAUGCAGAAGGAUUCUUGUGAGCCAUCACAGAAAGUGUGCUGAAGAUCUAAGUGAAGAAUAAGCUGAAGUAAAUGAAGGUAUAAAAUAAAUAAGCUCCACAAAUUACUACAGUUGGUUCCAGCCAUCCAAAUGUUUUCCCUGUAGAGCUGUCAGCCCAAGCCAGAUGCAUAUAUCUAAGAAGAGGUGUCAUUCAGUUUUGUCUUAGGAUUCUCUUGCCAACUCCUCAUUGUGUAAAUACCAAAUUGUCAAGCUGGAUAGUGGCAAGUGGGAAAUAUAAAGAAAAAAAAUCUUUAAUUUUGAAAGGGUUUGAGUAUUUUAUAAGUUUUCCAGAAAGUGUUUUUAAUAUCCUGGAUACCUGUUGACUUUUGCCUUAUGUGAUACAAGUAAGUUUGUCUACUGUAACAUUUGUCUAGAUACUUUAUUAUUGUCUUUUAAAACAUGAUAUACUAAAGCUUUAUUUUAGGUCACUCUCUUGAAAAAUAUGUUUUAUCCCAAGUUACUGUAUCUUCAUAUUCUGUUUUGUAGCAUACUAACUCUUAAAUCCAAUGAACAGGAGCUGGCUUCAAAGCUGUAGGUACUUAUUAAUUGCCAUGAAAUACAAAAUACAAAAUUGUCACAAAAACAAAUGAGAAGGGCUUUGAAGAAUUCUAUAUAAUUACUAUCUGUUUAGUUUUGUGUACAUAGAAAUACUGAUCUCCAAAUACCAAUUGUUAUUUUUCCUCAAGUGGUCUCAAAUCCAGACAAGUUGCAUUUAUAUUUACUUAGGAAAAUAUAUAGAAUAUAUAUAGCACCUUGUUGUUUCUCCCUGCAGAACUUCUGUCACAGUGGAUAAAAAUCUAUGGUUGAUACAAUCUUCUCUUCUACAGAAGGCAAUAAAAAUGAGCUAAUGCAUCAUUGCUAUUAAUGCUAAGUGAGUCUAUUUCCCUGCUCUGAAAAUAUGUAACAUUCUCUUGUUCUUUUUUUAUUUGGUUUUGAUUUUUAAUGCUAAUACUUUGAGCUAUUUUCUGUGAACUGCUUGAUUUCUUAUAUUAUCCAGGUUUUCCCCAAUGAAAGGCAAUCAAGAUUAGUUUCUAUGCAAAAACAUUACAGUACCUCUCAAAAGACUGAUGCUUCAGUAAAGUAAUUUGUUAAUUUUAACAAAAUCUUUGGAGGUAAAUUGAACCUUUUAUGUGAUCGGGUUGUCAUUUUGCAAUAAAUUAUUGAUUGUAUAGUGCUCUA